GUUUAACAAACGUUUUCAGCCGGAAUCCCAUGGAGUUUGCACCAAAGCUGAUGGGUCAUAAGUUUUGUGCAGCGCUGCUCCUCCUCACCUUGGCUUCCGCAGAGCUGCGUUUGCCUAGGAGUAAGUCGAAGCAAGCGCCGGAGGUGCGCCGAUUGGAGGGCUGCCGAACGAUCAGCUUCGCAGAGCUUUGCGAACUUCCAGCGUUGCCCGUUGGGUGCUUUCAGCUUCAGCCAUCGGAUGCUCAACCCGGAACCGGAUGCUUUCAGCUCCAGCCAUCGGACGCUCAACGCUGCGAGCUUCGUGGACCUCAUGCUGCGCCGGCGCGGCUGGUGACGGCGGAGAAUGUCACUGGUGUGGCGACCCUGCGCACGCAGGGCGAGCUGCGCAUCACUGGGUACCUGGGCAGGAUCUAAGCUCUUGGUUCUACCUCCCAGGACUUUGGUCUUUGACGACGCCCAAGUGGAAGCCUGGCAUGAAGAUCAUCCAGACGAACUGAUUGACCAGGGCGGCGCGUUUUCGAGCAGAGGGCCAUUCACUUUGACCAAUUCCUAUCUGACCG
Durusdinium trenchii is the source of this 559-nucleotide messenger RNA. The record is from the annotation of a GenBank genome assembly. Lineage: Eukaryota; Dinophyceae; Suessiales; Symbiodiniaceae.